Protobothrops mucrosquamatus (brown spotted pit viper) is the source of this 798-nucleotide messenger RNA. RefSeq names its product TLC domain containing 4 (gene TLCD4). Gene Ontology annotation, biological process: lipid homeostasis. Lineage: Eukaryota; Metazoa; Chordata; Lepidosauria; Squamata; Viperidae. The coding region runs from base 1 to 798 and encodes 265 amino acids. Gene Ontology annotation, cellular component: endoplasmic reticulum; membrane. The record is from RefSeq and is a predicted model, not a curated record. The transcript is spliced from 6 exons.
AUGACUAUCUUUAAUAAACUCAAUGUGGGCAUAGCUGUCAGCAGUUUUGCUAUAUUUCAACUUGGCUUUCAUGUGCUAAGUUCUUGGCUAUCUUCACGUCUAACAUCUGGUUUUAACAAUCUUGACCAAAAGAAGAAAAUUGAGUGGAAUACAAGGACAGUAUCUACGUUCCAUGCCUUGGUGGUUGGAAUAUUUUGUGUGUAUAUUUUAUUGUAUGAUGAAGCUGUUAAUGCUGACCGUGUUUGGGGCGAUGCUUCUACAGUGCAACUAAAUCUUGCUAUCACUGUAGGCUACCUCAUUUCAGAUUUGUUGCUUAUUAUUUUUCACUGGAAGGCAAUUGGGGAUAUAUUUUUUGUAACUCACCAUGUACUAGCUAUAUAUGCAUAUUACUUUGUACUGGACAGAGGAUUAUUGGGAUAUUUUGCUAAUUUUCGUCUGCUUGCAGAAAUCUCUACCCCUUUUGUGAAUCAGCGGUGGUUCUUUGAAGCACUGGGGUAUUCUAAAGCUUCAAAAGCCAACAUCAUCAAUGGACUGCUAAUGACCAUCAUGUUCUUCCUAGGGAGGAUCAUAGUCAUUCCAAUUUAUUACAACAGUGUUGCUUCUGAGUUUGGAACAGAAGCCUACUACAGAUUAGGAUUUGCAGCUCAAAGCGCCUGGUUUAUCUCCAGUAUCAUAUUGGAUAUUAUUAACUUAAUGUGGAUGGUCAGAAUUACACGAGGAUGUUACAAGGUUAUUUGUCUCAUCGGACAAGAAGAAGCCAAAGCUCAUAAAAAUGGCAACACGAAGAAGAGCAUUUAA